AUGCAAAAUGAAAGUUGGAGCCCAAGAAUUAGAAAACCAAGUUCAAUACCAGAACGAUUAAGUCAAGGCCAAAAAAAAGAAGCGACAGAAUCGAUUAAUGUUCCAAAACUUAUAGAUACAGUGAUCGCCGGAUCAUUCAUUAAGGACGAUUAUGGCAAAUUACCUAAUGAAGAAAUAUCAUCUGAGCCCAUACAUGAAGUUCAUUUUUUUGGCAUAUUUAAAGAAUUAAAUAUUGUUCAAUAA
Messenger RNA from Entrophospora sp. SA101, 243 nucleotides. Lineage: Eukaryota; Fungi; Glomeromycota; Glomeromycetes; Entrophosporales; Entrophosporaceae. The record is from the annotation of a GenBank genome assembly.